UGGUCUGGCCGGUCGAUCCGACCUGUUGUGUAAAGCUAACUUCCCCGAGCGGCGCCGCGAGCAGUGAUUCGGGAGGUCGGAUGAGAGCAGCGCGCGCCUCACCUGCCCUCCUCUCCUCCUCACAACCAAACCGGCCCCCAUCUCCGGCAGGGGGCUUCGUCCAUUCUCCAUUCAUCCAGACUCCACGCAUUUAACGACGCCGGUCUCACUUUCAGAACUGUGAUGGACUAGCAGAAGAAAAAAAAAAUCCCUUUGAGGAAACAGCUGUCACGAUCCUGUAAUAAAGGUGCUUAAUCCCUGCUGGAGAAGUGUGCCAUCUCAGGUAAGUCAGGAUUCAUCAGCAGCCAUCAUGCACAACCCAGCACCGGAAAUCGUGGCGGCAUACCCAGGUGGAAUCGUGGUGGAUAAAGAUGCCAACCCAGAGACGACCUUGGGGAGCGCCUACUCUCCCGUGGACUACAUGAGCAUCACCAGCUUCCCCCGGCUCCCAGAGGACGACGUGACGUCUGCCGAAAACACCUUGAAAUCUCGCAAAGAUGAUGACAAUGUCCUGAGUGAGCAAGACACAGAUCCAGAUUUGUUUCUGAGGUCGGCGCGGCUCCAGCGUCUCCCCUCCUCUGCUUCAGACUUAGCAAGCCAUGACAUGGCGUCCCUGCAGGAGACCACCAGAGACCCUUUUAAUGAGGACUGUGCUUGUCAGCGAGACAGACUGACCGUCAUCAUCACAGCCUGCCUCACCUUCGCCACGGGGGUCACCAUAGCCCUCAUCAUGCAGAUCUACGUCGGAGAUCCUCAGAUCUUUAACCAAGGAGCAGUGGUGACGGAUGUAGCUCAGUGUACAUCCCUCGGCUUUGACGUCUUGGGUAAGCAGGGCUCCAGUGUGGACGCGGCUAUUUCCUCUGCACUGUGUCUGGGAAUCAUUCACCCUCACACCUCUGGCAUCGGAGGUGGUGGAGUCAUGUUGGUACAUGACAUCCGUAAGAGUGAGACGAGAGUCAUUGAUUUCAGGGAGACAGCGCCGUCACUUCUCCAUGAGGACAUGCUGCUGACAAACCUUCAGAUCAAUCCUGGCCUUCUGGUGGGAGUACCGGGCAUGCUCAGUGGGCUGCAUCAGGCGCACCAGCUCUAUGGCAGGAUGCAGUGGAAAGAUGUGGUUACAUUGGCAGCAGAUGUGGCCAGAAAUGGAUUCAACGUCACCCAUGAUUUAGCUGAAGCUCUGGCUAAAGUGAAGGACCAAAACAUGACCGAUGCUUUUCGAGAUUUGUUCCUCCCAAACGGCCAGGCUCCACUUCCGGGAUUAUUCACCAGACGCCUCGAUUUAGCAGCUAUUUUGGAUGCUGUCGCAGAUAACGGGAUAUCGCAGUUCUACAGUGGGAGUCUGGCACAGGAAAUGGCAUCAGCAGCACAAGGGAAAGGCGGCGUGCUCACAGAGGAUGACUUUGGGAAUUACAGCACAGUCCUACAGAAGCCAGCAGAGACCAUCUAUCAGGGAAAUCUUGUGAUGACAGCCCCGGCCCCACAUGCCGGAGUCGCCCUGAUCACUGCGCUCAACAUCCUCGAGGGCUUCAACAUCACCAGCCAGGCGCCCAGGAACAACACCUUUCACUUGAUCGCGGAGGCUGUGAAGAUAGCACUGGCCAUGGCCAGUGAGCUGGGAGACCCCCUGUACGACUCUUCUGUCUCAGAGAUUGUUUCUAAAAUGCUGAGUAAACCACAGGCCUCCCUGCUGCGCCAGAUGAUCAACGACACCCAGGCGUUUCCUGCCAGCCACUACACCACGCCGUUCACCCUGGAGGACGAUGCAGCAGCUGCACAGGUCACAGUCAUGGGCCCAGAUGACCACAUUGUGUCCGUCAUGAGCUCAUUGAACAAACCGUUUGGGAGUGGGAUCGUGACUCCUUCAGGAAUCCUUUUGAAUAGCCAGAUCCUCGCCUUUUCCUGGCCUAACAAAACACUGAACUCGUCACCCAAUCCUCAUAACAGCCUCCAGGCUGGAAAAAGGCCCAUGUCUUUCCUGAUGCCCACAGCAGUGAGGCCGGCUGUGGGUUUAUGUGGCACUUAUGUAGCUGUUGGAUCCUCAAAUGGAGAAAAAGCACUCAGUGGCAUAGCACAGGUGCUGAUGAGCGUUUUGUCCUCUCGUAAAAACAUGAGUGAAAGUUUAGCUUCUGGGAGACUUCACCCACAGCUGCAGCCCAACACACUCCUGGUGGACGCUGAGUUUUUGGAUGAAGACGUGGAACUGCUCCAAGCAAAAGGCCACAUAGUUGAAAGGAAGGACGUGCUCUCUCUCGUUGAAGGCACUCGGAGAACCAACGACCUUAUCAUCGGGGUGAAGGACCCUCGCAGUGCUGACUCCUCUGCCCUGACCAUGUCUAACUCGUCCUAGUGCCCUCACACUCCUGCACUCGCUAACGUUCAGAGGUCAACACUGGAAAAUGGCUCAUGAAGAGAGUAAAGAUGCUGCUGUUAAACUAAAGAACUCUGGUAGAGAACCUCUUGAUUUAAGAUUUCUUUUGCACAGAAUAUUACAAUGAAUCACAAUUUCAUCCUGAAGUGACAUUCAGUCCUGGUGCACAUAGUGUUGAAAAGUUUGCUCAUAGUUUAAAUGAUUUAAAGCGUUCAUGCUAUAUUCUGUUAAUCAGGGUACAUUUGUGAUUAGAAUAAUUAUUCCUACUUCCUUUCAGAAAGCAAUAAACGCAUCACAUUAGGGCAGAUUUUCAUGAGCAGACAAGAAAACAAAACAGAACAGUGUAUUGGUUCAAUAGAGAUACUUUUCUCAACCAUUAAAGUGAUACAUUUGACUUAAUUUGACACUGACAAAUAAAUCCUUUCUUUGUAAAAACGGGAGGAUUCAAAGAAAAAUAACCACACUGGAGAAGGUCACUGCUUUGUCUUGUGCUUUAACCGAAUUUCUAUAAAUCUGUUUGUCAACACACUCCAAGUACAACAAGUAAUGUAAAAAUAAUACAUACAACAGAGAUACUUGAAUGAAACAUGGUGUGAAAGAGUGGUUCCCCUGCUCUUAUGUGUGGUGGGUAGCUACGAAUAGACAUGGUCCAGGACAGCUGAUGGAGCUUUAAUUGUAGCAAACUCACUGGUUCUUUGGGGCCAAGUUAAGAUGUGACAAGACUAUGGCGUCUCAUAUUUUAUAUGUGUUAAAUAUCCCUGAUUUUAGAUGAACUGUAUUUUAUUGUCUAAUUUAAGUACAUUGAGUUGUUGCAUGGUUGUGAUCUCAUUUGAGCUUUUUGCUUUUUCAGAGUGUGGGUUACUUUUAUAAAAAGGAUUGACUGUGAUGUCCAUUUUUUUAUAUAAGAAUUUGCUCAUCUGCAUUCACUACUACAACCAUGCAUUAGACCGACUCUUUUUUAAAAAAAAAAAAAUGUUAUUGUAUGUGCCUGUAUGAUUAUGCUGAUAAAUUUUGCGUUGCUAUUUUUAAUUCAGGAAUUACAGCAUUUGUGAAGCGUUGCACUCAACACACGAAGUGUUUAUUUCUGUCCACAGUGGCCAAUGCUGAGUGAUCAAGCAGGCUGUUAACCUCCCUCUCUCUGUCGAUGGGUACAAGUGCAAUAUGACUGUUGAUGUUUAUCUCCUGUACAGUAGAUGCCGUGCCUUAAGGCACACAUUGCACAACAUACGUUUAUUUCCAUUGUGCAUUUGAAUCUCAUUGUAGAUGAAUUUAGCACUGCUGGAAUCCAAGAAAUAAAAUGUUUGCACA
Salarias fasciatus (jewelled blenny) is the source of this 3715-nucleotide messenger RNA. RefSeq names its product gamma-glutamyltransferase 7 (gene ggt7). Gene Ontology annotation, molecular function: glutathione gamma-glutamate hydrolase. Lineage: Eukaryota; Metazoa; Chordata; Actinopteri; Blenniiformes; Blenniidae. The coding region runs from base 350 to 2386 and encodes 678 amino acids. The transcript is spliced from 17 exons. Gene Ontology annotation, biological process: glutathione catabolic process. The record is from RefSeq and is a predicted model, not a curated record. Gene Ontology annotation, cellular component: plasma membrane.